CGCGGAUGCUCCGCUGGGCCCGGCUCUCCCCUCCUCGUGCCCCGGGCAGUGCGGGCGCCCCGGGCGCUCCGUGAGGGCAGCGCCGCCGCCACCGUCCCACCACACCCCGCGGAUUCCCCGUCCCGGGCCGCCGCAGCGGGAUGGCGCCGGGGCUGCUGGACCUGGUGCACUUGACAACCUGGGCCGUGUGUGCCGUGAUCAAGCUGCCGCAGCUGGUGGCGGUGCUGAGGGCCGGCUCGGCGUGGGGACUCAGUGUGAGCAGCCUCCUCCUGGAGCUGGCCGGCCUCCUUGUGUUUCUGAGGUACCAGAUCUAUUAUGGUUACCCCCUGGAGACAUACCUGGAGUUUCCUGUCGUCAUUGCACAAGACACCAUUCUCCUGGGCUGCAUUAUGCAUUUCAGUGGAAAAGUGAGACGAGCUUUUUUCUAUGCAGUCAUAUUUUGGGUGGGCUGGUACAUGCUAACACUGCAGAAGCGUAUAAUAGACCUGGCCAUGAAUCUGUGCACGCUCAUCAGUGCAGCCAGUAAGCUGGUUCAGCUGCAGCAUCUCUGGGAGACAAAAGAUUCCGGACAAGCGAGUGCCCUGACCUGGGGCAUGUCUGUGUACGCCUCUGCAGCAAGAAUCAUUACAACUUUAAUGACUACAAAUGAUCGCGCAGUUCUCACCCGUUUCAUAGUCAUGCUCAUUCUCAAUAUUUGGGUCACAGCCACAAUCCUGCACUACAGGAAGACUAAAAAGACUGAUUAGACAACACUCAUCAGCACACAUAUCAUUACCAUAAAAAUAUAAUUAAGCUUAAAGAAUUUAAGAAUUCUUCAAAGAUGGAGGAAGCUCUCUUUCUCUAAUAUUUACCUUUAGCAUACUUAUAGUAUUUACAGUACUUACAGACUUACAGUAUAGUACAUUCAUGCUUACUUUCUCUUAGAAAUAAUUCUGAUAAGAUACUUAAUUUAAGCAGCAUAUUUUUAUUGGUCAUUUCAGACAAGUUUCACUGAUAUCACAUUUUCUCUGGAUUUUUUUACUACAAGGUAUUUCAUAGUUAGAUGUAUAUAUAUUCUGGUAUCACUUCAGUACUUUCUGGUUACAUAUAAGCAAUUUUCUUCAAUUAUACAUGAUCAAUUUUGCACCAACAUACUGACUUGUCCUGUUGCAAGACUAAAAAAUCACAACAGAAGUUUGUCUUCUUGCAAGCAACUAAAUUAGUUCAACAUUAACUGUCUGUAUUUUAGGAUGAAGAAAAUCUCAGUCAAGGCCCAAUCCAGAAUAAGGUUCUAAUUACUAAGUCACAAAUCCAGUUGGGAUUGUAGCACUUACAUGCAACACUUAAAUAGUACAAUUUAUACAGCUGAUACAGGAUACCCAUAGUCACUUUCCUCAGUAUACCCAGUUUUUAUUGGAUAAGAGAGCAAAAAUUCCACUAUGAAUUAUUUUCCGUAACCUGAGCUCUCAUUCACUCAACAUACUAUUUUGGGAACAGCAGGGACUAGAAUGUAUGGGAAUUAAUGAAAUUGUGGCCAACAGUUAAAAAUGCUGUUCAGGCAGAAGUUCCUGGAAUGACACCCAGAAUUUCCAAACACCAUCCAUACUGACAGUGACGUGCAUCUUGAUGCAUCUCAGCAGACUGAUCUCCUGUGGUUGUCAGGUUUUGGUGAUAGUGCUCUGUGGUUCAUGAAUUUUUGGCCUGUCAGUGCUAAGUGUGUUGAAGAACAUAGACUUCACUUAAACAUUUACUUCAGUAAUUCUAAUCAAUUUGUAGAACUUAAGAGUAAAAAGGGGGAAAGGAUAUUCUUGACAACUAUUAGCAGAGGAUUUUGGUUUUGGAAGUACUGCCUUCACAACCAAAAGUUACAUUAGUAAUCAUAUAGCUUGCCUUCAUUUAUCAUUACAUUCCCCAAAUUAAAAGAUACAACAUUCCAAGAGUUCUUACAGUAUUCUGUGAUUGGCGUGUAAAAACCUAGGCACCCUUGAUCCCAACACCCUUGAAAACUGUGGGAAGACUGCACUGACUUCAUUUGAGGCAGGUUUUCUUUGCAACAUUCUAAAUUGUGUGACUGCUCUGGAGCAAAGGGAUCUGGAAAGCAGAUGUUUCUGCCAGUGAGCACGCAGCAAUUGGAACAUUCACCAUCAGAAAACAGCUGCUUCAUACUCUAAAUUUUAGGGGGAAGGGCUGGGAAAAGAUGUGUCUGUGGGAAUUGAUUUCAUGUAUCCCAUGUUAUCGAGAGCAAGUCAAAGAUGAGAUUGUUUUUUACUGCUCCAAUAAAAAGUCUAAAUCUUUCUAUGUUGGUUGAAAGAUUAAUUGUAAACAUUCUGAUUUUAUUAAAGCUGUGUAAAGUAUCUGAAGUGGUCUAAAUAGUGGUAGGUGGCAUGUGAUAAAUUUUCCAGGUGAUACGAAUAAAUGUUAUUCUUCAAGAUUGAUAGUGUCAUUGUUACAUUAAUGUUCAUUGCAUUUGAGUUUUUAUUGUUUUCAUAUAUGGAGAGAAAAUGAAAUAUUCAUUACAGGUCAUAAAUGGGCAGCUUUCACCUUAACACUUGAAGCAUCAGGCUGAAUAUUGACCUGCCAAAUGCUGAAGAGCUCCAGCAUCUUAAAAUGAAAAAAACACACUUGCUUUUUAAUUAAUUAAAGCCUUUUCUUGAUAGAGAAAGAUUUGUAUUGAAUCCAAACCCUCUCUGUUAUUGAUAUCUUUCACACUCCUGAAUGAUGCUGUAGCAAGAUGAAGCUGCUCCAUUUUUGGUUUGAGAAUCAGCACCUCAAGAUGGUUUUUUAUCAUAAAAUACUGAAAAUGCAUUUAAGAACAGUUCUUAACAGGUUACUUAAUGCAUUUUGAAUAAAUCACCUUAGAAACCUGUGGGAAAAAAAAGACUCAGGAAAACAAAUAAAGCUGGGUAAUUAAUGAACUUAAGGUAAAGUAAUUUUGUGGACUUGGAAAGCUGGACCAUGAGUUCUCAUUCAAGCUGCAAGAGAUACGGAACAAAUCAGAAACUAGCAGUAAAUAGUUUUACACACUUCUUCCUCUCUCAGAGAGUAACUUCUUUCACUUUCAUAAACAGAGGCACAUUCAAAUUCCAGGCAAGCCUCAUGAAAGCACAGACACUGUGUUUUCCAGUAGGUAAAGAAUAAUCUUCUCAGUGGCUGGAUUAAAGGCAACAGCUUUAGACAAAUACCUAGGCAGGAUAAAUCUUGUUAAACUCUCAUUCACCAGUAUCGGGGUGGAAACAGGGAGGUCAUUUGCUGUGUAAUGCAGCAGCAGGGCAAAAGCAAGCAGGGAAAGCAUCUUGGAUUUAUGGCACAAGGUGUAAGCAAGUAAGCAGCUCUUGUCCACAGGGCUGGAACUAAUCCAACUCCAUUCACAAAUGCUGUAUAGGUGUGGAAUUACACACUUGGUGUCCAAAUGUAUCAGUUCACAACAUGCUCACAAGGUAACACACCCUGUCCUGCCCUGGCUGACGAAGUGUGUGUCUUGCUGGGGCUUUCAAAAACUUUGAGUCUUCUUGUCUGUGAGAAGAGAAGCUCUGAGUACCAGUACAGUCCACUAAAUAACCCCAAGUACCUCCAGCAGCGGCUAUGAGGAACUGUGACUGGAUUUGGCAGCAGGUAAGCUAGAAGCUCACUUCAACCGUAUGAGAGAGAAAACGUUUACCAUGAGAUUCACUAUGGAAAGGUGAGGAUGAGUCCAGGGACAGCAAGCUGCAGGUCUGGACAUGGAUGUGGGCAGUGGAAGAUGUGUAUAGUUUAUUUUUUCUGCACCGUCCUCAGCGAACAGAGCAUGAGCACAAAUGCAGCACCAUCCUCUCCCCACCCUAUGGGCCCCCCUCAGCACUGGGCAUUCUGUGCAAAGCAGACACAGAUGUCUUUCCUUGUGCUGCUCCAGUCCAGUAAGGGAUGCAAUUCCUGGGACUGCUCAGGGCUCCCUGUCCCUGCCUGACCCCCUGAGCCUGUACACUGUGCACGUGUCAGCUUCCAAUGCUGGCUCUGCUCACCUGAUCUACUGAAACACGAGAGAACGCAGUGGGGUGGGGAGGCAGUGACAGCCCCCAACCGCUGCAGAUCGAGAGCUGGGUUUUAGUGCAGUUUGACUCUGGAGAAAUUCAGAAUUAGCUGAAUGGCCCCAAUCUUGCAGAACACCUUCACUCACUUCUUUAAAUGAGGUAAAAUUACUCUUCCUCCACCAAACAAUCAUCCAUUUAGUGACAUAUGUAAUAGGGGGGAAAUAAAAAAAGGAAAUAACAGCGGAGUCCACACAAGGAACUAUUAUGAAUUAAAAACUCCACAGAUGUGGAGAUAACUAAAAUGAGGUAGUUUCCCAGCCAUGUAUUUUCCCUGAUGAUAAAUAAUAAUGACUUUCCUCCAAAUUCUCUUCAGGCUGGUUUUUCCACUCUCUUCCAAAUUCUUCCAUACUUGACAUUCGUAUUUAUGUAUGAAGCAGAACAUGAAAUGUCACCUUCACAAUAAUGGUCUAAGGAUGUCUCACUUUUGAAGGCGAGGAAGCUGAAAAAAAGUCUUAAAAUAGGAUGUUCUAAAGUUCUUGGUUUGUACUAAAUUUAAUUUGCUGGAUUUUGAGCCAGGGUUUUCCAGGACACUUCAGAGUUCUUGGUGAUGACAACUGUUGGUGUCAAACAGGUGCCUGGGAACCACAGUGAACAUCACUGUAAGAAUCUGACAAAGCAUCACUUGUGAUGGAUCCAAUUACAAGACUUUGCCAGCCUCACAGACCUGAGUCCUGAUGGACCUCAGGUGUUUCCUGCCUAAUGGCAAGAGAGACAUACAGACAUUUUCAAGUUAAAGGUGUCAGCUAUUCCAUUCUACAUUGGCAGCAGUUUGGGGCAACCAUCUCCAUCUUGGAAAAAAAUUCAAUCUUUGGGUAAAAUAAGAUAUUUUUACAUCAUAGUUUUGAUGAAAUUUAAUUUGGGAUACCUGAAGAACAGUUUAAAUAAUUGUCACAAUUUUGUUUCAUUAUUUCAUUUUAGAACUUUCUUAAAUUGCCAGAAGCCUAAACAGGUACCUCUGUGCAUUAUCUAGUAUCACUGACUCACAGGGAGGGAGCUUUAAGAGGGCAGAGACCUUGUUUUAUCUGUCAAGUAUUCUGGAAAAUGGUGUAAAGGACAGAACCUGCACCAGCCUAAAACAUGACAAGUUAAGUUGGCUAAUGAUAAUUCUGAUUCAAACUCUGUACUAACAUGGCUCCAUGCUGAAAAUCAAUUCUAUUUACUACCUUAUUAUACUUGCAAGUCAUCUGUGCAUAUGCCUGCUCCGGAACGUACAACAUUUCUGCUUUGGAAUGGGAAGGCUUUGGCCAGCAGUACCAAGACUCAUAGUAUAUGAAAAUCAUAAAUGGAAUAACACACAUCCUAUGCCUCAGGGUUGCCUCUGUCAGGUAAAUCCUAAUGUAGCACGAAUUGAGUUCUGUAAAACAUAUUUUAAAUAAUUACUGGAGAGAAAUUCUUUCACCUUUGAACAGCUGGCUAUAUACAGGUCCUGUAGAGUGGUCUUUCAAGAGUCUGACUUGAGAUUUCCCCCCCGCCCCAUGAAUUGCACUGUCAGCACAACUUACAACAAGCUCAGUACUCUCAGCUUGUGGGUACUUUCCUCUCUCAUCCUUGUUGUUUUUUUGGUUUUUUUUUAGUUUGCACAAAUGCCCACCUUCCAGUAAUACAACUCCCAUUGCUGUAGGUCAGAACAGAGCUGCUGGCAGGGGAGCCUCCCCCAUGGCUCUGGAUUGGACUAAAGCUACACAGAUCCUACCAAGUCUCAGUAGCCCCCAGGACACAGGGAUUGUAAUAUGCUGGAAAACAUCACACAGACACAUGAGACCAGGGGUUCCAGCAAGCAGAUUCAAGUCCUGAAGCUGCAGCCAGACCUGCACCCAGCUGCACCUGCUCCAAGAGCCCACCAGAAAAUGAAACAGUUGAGGUCAGAGACGGUGCAAGGUGAGCCAAUAUGAAACAGGGCUCAGAGGUCAGGUGGGGUACCCAGCUCCUUCAGUCUUAAAAAAAUUAAGGGAUUUAAUAUCUCAGGUAACUCCAAAAAAAGUAUCUACCAGUUAACUUGUUAAUAAAAAGUAACACAUAUUGAACGCAAUUCAGUGCCCAAAGUCUAAGCAGUUGGUGUUCCAAAGGACAAGAGGACUGGCUAUGAUCUCACAAGCCUGGUGUACUUAUUGCUGGAUAGCCAUGCUUAUCAAGUGGUGCAAGAGCAUCCUGGACAAAAACCACCCCAAACAGUAAUGAAAAAUGACAAGAACUACAUGACAUGAGGCCCACAGGGACAAUAUAAGACUAGGCAUAGAAGCAGGCCCACAUCUCUGAAAAACACUGAAGGCCUCGACCUUAAAAUGAAGUGGUAGGACUGAAGCAUCCUAUGCAGUUGUCUUGGUUGUGGAAGCAUUUCUGUGCAGCUCCUCCAACAAGUAAGGGCUGCAGAGACAUGACAUUAUUGGACUCUCUGCCCUUUCUUUUCAUGGUGAUGAUGUCUUUCCAGAGUUCAUUAAGGUAUCAGGACUACAUACACUUAUAAUUGAAAUUUCGUGACCUUUCACCAUGACUUUCAUUUUGAAAGAUCACUUUAAUCUUGCAGCUGCUACAAGAUUAUUGGAGCAAAAGCAGCUGCAGUCAAAUCCAAGGCUUCACCCUUGCAAUAUCAAGAUGUGGCUUUCUUACCUUUAUAAAACACUGCUUCCUGCCUACAAAGAGGCAAAGAUUCCAAACCCCAAUUUUCAAUAAUAAGACCUGAUAAUUAGCAUCCUGUGCCAAUACAUUAUUUUCUCUACAUCCCCACUUCUUAAGAGCUAUGUUUCUAUAGCAACAGCUUUUCCAUCCAUUGCGGUAGUUUCUGGGGAGAGCUAAGCUGGAUGUGUUCUGAGUGUUCUUCUCUGCCACACACAUUGCAGUAGACUUGUCUAAUUUCUCAGAUGAGAAUGUCUGAAUAUUUAGGCAAUAUGUCUGAAUUUUUAGAUACACCUAUCCAAUUUUUAGGCAACUUCGACAUUGAACACAAAUUGUAUUUUCAGAACCAUUCCAUCAACAUCUUUUAGAGAGAUUAGAAAGAAAAAUCAUUCCUACCCUCAUGAGGGACACUUUAAAGCAGCAAGCAAACCCUAUGAUCCUUGGGAUUCUGAUAGAAACUAAAUAAUUCAGAAGAUUAUCUUAAAAAAUAAGAAGCAAUGUUUUCAAUUUAAAGUGCACUAUGUCCAGAGAUGAUAAUUUGUAAAAAACUGUAAUGCACUGAAAAAGGCACCAAGCCACUGUCCAGAGGUCAAGGAGUGUCUAGAUCAUGCUUUUAGUCAUAUGGUUUCAUUUUAGGUAGUUCUGUGAGGAGCAGAGAGUUGGACUCGAUGAUCCUUAUAGGUCUGUUCCAACUUGAUAUGUUCUAUGAUUACAUGAAAAAACAAAUUAAUCAUUAUUUUAACAUGAAUGUCAAAGCAAACUAUCCAGGAAUGUGGAAGAGACUGAAAUACUCCAGUUCACUGGACUGGACCUUGUACUGUUUGUUCUUCUGCCUCAAAAACAGAAUAACGAAGUGAUUAAGGGUCUGUACGAGCAAUGCAGUAAGAAGUUUGCUUUAAUAAGUUUCCCCUUUCCACAGCAGCAUCCCACACACAACCUCACAAGCACAGGAUGGGUAAAGGCACUUGGGACCAAAAGAUAUAAUUCUCUUCUAAGGAUGAUUCUCUCAAAGCUAGAUGGGAAACUAAUACAUUGUAAGAUUACAAACAGAAAGGCUCAAAUUUCCCAUGAUCUGACUUGACAUUAGAAACUAAAAAGAAAUAAAGAGAAAAAGCACAUAAUUUCAGUGGCAGCUUUCCUGGCCUUGGUGCCUUCAGAGAGCGACUGAAUGCCUCUCAAAAUGUAGGAGGUUCAGUGUUUUCAAGAGGCAGUAAGAGAAAGUAAAUGAAAUUUCAUUGAUGUUUUAAAUUUGGCCCCUGUCACUGCUAAGAUCCUUGAGCCUCUUGCAUGUUUCCAAGUCCUACUGUGAUUCCAUGUCAUGUUUUUGGUUACAGCAUCAGCCAUGCUCAGAAGCACAAGAACCACCAUAGUUUUCCUCCAGUUAAAAGCAGACUUGGUGCUGGGUUGCUGGGAGGGGCUGUACUUUGGCAGGGACUACAAGAGGUAGGGAAUUGCAGCACACAACUAGGACAGAAGUGGAAAUCACAUUGCAGAAAAGUCUUCCUGACACCUGACAAGGUAAUUCCAAUGGGGUCUGCCUGUCCUUCUGUGCUGGUGAGCUCCUGGACUGGGAACAAAGGAGCAAUUUCUAUACAAGUGCCUCGAGCUUCUGGCUCCAAGUCUGACCCCUUGUUUUUCCAGAAGAUUAAUCUGCAGCUUGGCAAUACAACUUGUUUACCCUUGUGAGACAAAAGGACUUGCAAUGAGAGAAUUGUCUAUAGGUAAGUCAUUCAGGCCAUAAAAAUGUCCUGUUUGAUUAGGACAAGGCUGUAACAAAAAGAAAAUGUCAAAACAUCAGUGACUUUCAAGACAAAUACUCCUUAGUUCAUGAAUAUGUCCUUCUCUCAAAAACAUUAAAAGGUCACCACUAGACAGUAAGGAAACAACACAAAGUCCAGGAUCUAGCAUUAAAGAGGUGUUUGCAUUUCACAGCAGGAUAAGAGAGAACAGAAGAGCAGCUCUGCCUUUUGUGUCCUGGGUACAAAGCGAGGUUGGUGCACCUCAGCCCAGUGGCCUUGAGGAAGCUGUGCCAAGCCAGCUCUGCCCUGAGCAGAGGUCAGAGCACAGAGCCCCCUGCUCCCCCGAGGCCUGUUCUGCUCCCCGACUCCGUCCAGGACAGCUAAGCACCAUUUGUACAAGCAUGGCAUUCAUCCACUGUGCCUGGCAAAUACCAUCACACCGUGCAUUUCCUGAAGUGUCAGGCUUAGCAGGGCCCCGUGCAUCCACAGUAAAUGAGGGCAAGCCAGGAGAGAAAGUGCAAAGGAUCAGCCCCAGCAGUGGAGGAGCUGCCAAACAGCUCCCUCGGAGUCUGCUCCUUCUCCAGACACAGCCUUUGCUGGGCUGCCUUGGAACACCCCUUGCCUUUCCCAUAUCUGCUGCAGUAGUUAUUUUAUAUUUAAAUAGUUCAAUUAAUUACCAGCUUCUCAAGUUCAGGAACUAUUUUACCUUACUCAAAUAGUUUAUUUAAAAAUAUAUAUAUAUAUAAUAUUCUCCAAUUCAGAAAAGGAUAGAACUUCCCACAAUGUAACAUUUUUUUAUAUAUAUAUAUAAAAUAUUUAUGCAUUCAGUGAAUGGAAACAGUUUUACUGUAUACAUUUUUAAUGUUGUACUCUAUGCAAAUCUGCAUUAUCUAAAAAUAUACCGUACUUCUGUAAAUCAAAACAAGCAGGGAAAAACCACUGUAGCUGUGCUCUGGGUUAUAAUACCUAACAGAAAUGAUAUGAAAUUUUAGUUUUGAAUUUAAGAACUCACAAACAACAUUUUACGUUGUGAGCACAUAAAUAGAAGACUGAAUACAUUCUUGCUUUGUUAAGCUGAACUGUAGUAGAGGUUACAAAAUGUAAAUAUAUUUAUUAAUUUUCAGUAUUUCAGUGUUUCCAAGUCCACCUUUCAUGAUAGUGUUAAAUAAAACAUGGUCCUAUCCUUCCAAGCAUUUCAACACUCUUUAAAAAACAAAAACAAACAAACAAAAUUUUAAAGUGAAAUGUCCUCCUUCAUUGAAGUGUUAGAUCAUAUUUUAAAUUACUGCACUCCCACACAAUAUUUUAUAUAUAUAUAUAUAUUCUAAAUAUAUAUAUAUAUUUAUAUAUAUAUAAAUAGACCAAAUAGGAGACUACAUUUUUUACUGUCAAUAUGUUUAACAUCACAUACUGUAGUUGUAUAAAACAUGCAUUUUCUGGGAUAAUUAUGAACACAUCAUGAAUGAGCCCAUAUAUAUUAUAUUUUUUGUACAACUCCAAGUUAAAAAAAAA
This is a messenger RNA of Passer montanus (Eurasian tree sparrow), 9910 nucleotides long. It is a transcript of the gene SLC66A3, whose product is annotated as solute carrier family 66 member 3. NCBI's taxonomy places the organism in Eukaryota, Metazoa, Chordata, Aves, Passeriformes, Passeridae. The record is from RefSeq and is a predicted model, not a curated record. Bases 141 to 746 code for a protein of 201 amino acids. The transcript is spliced from 7 exons.